AUGACUGCCAUUGUCCUUAAUGCUUCUCCUCCAAAUGGGGAUAUCACAUGCCAAACUGCCUUGCUUGUUUUGAUGCCAUGUAAGCCUUACUUGGAGAGCUCUGGCCCGCCAACCCCUAGCGUUUUCUGUUGUAAGGGUGUUCAAAAUGUUACCGCUCAGGCUACCACCACCGAGAUUCGCAGGAGCCUCUGCGAAUGCUUUAAGCAAGCUGCUGCUAGCAUGUCAAUUGAUCCUAAAAAACUUAAGCAGCUUCCUCAGUUCUGCCAAGUCUCCGUUCCUGUUCCGCUUGACCCCAGCAUCGACUGUAGCAAGAUUUCUUUGUUUUAA
Rosa rugosa (rugosa rose) is the source of this 327-nucleotide messenger RNA. Its product is annotated as non-specific lipid-transfer protein AP10-like. The transcript is spliced from 2 exons. Lineage: Eukaryota; Viridiplantae; Streptophyta; Magnoliopsida; Rosales; Rosaceae. The coding region runs from base 1 to 327 and encodes 108 amino acids. The record is from RefSeq and is a predicted model, not a curated record. Gene Ontology annotation, molecular function: lipid binding. Gene Ontology annotation, biological process: lipid transport. Gene Ontology annotation, cellular component: membrane.